Messenger RNA from Dovyalis caffra, 336 nucleotides. Lineage: Eukaryota; Viridiplantae; Streptophyta; Magnoliopsida; Malpighiales; Salicaceae. The record is from the annotation of a GenBank genome assembly.
AUGGCUCCUUAUCUAUAUUCUGUCACUCCAUUUGAAUUUCUUUGUCAAGAUAAUGGCAAGUAUGGAUCUUAUUUCCUCCAAUGUGCUAUUGAUGCUCAAAUGCUUGCUUCCCACAGUCGGCUACAGCAUCAGGCCUUGGCCAUCCUUCGGCAAUUUGCCAAGUUAAAUCAGCAGAGGGUAAAGGUGAUGUCAUGCCACAAGUAUUGUUUCGUGGGGAUGGAAUCAGAGUUCCCAGUUAGUAAGGCCAGGGGCCGAGAAUGUUCCAAUGUUCCAAUGGAGGUUGAGGCAAUGCAGGGGAAACUCGUAUUUGAGGGCGUGGAUUUGGGGCUGUGGUAG